UUUUUAGAUGUGUCAAAUGCAUGAACACAAGCCUGGUCACUUUGUCUGUACUUUUCGGCCCGAGGAGUCCAAGUAAGGUAGUCAGGUUGCAUUGUUUUUAGCUGUAGGCUGUAUUAGAAUCUCACGACGCACAUGAUCAGGUAACCUGGGAAAUGUCAAAUGAUUCUUGACAACAACAACACGUUACGGACUUCUAUCGAUUUGACAGCUGAAACAGCUUUUCAAGACGGUGGAUGAAAGGAGAAAUACAUAUUCAAGUGACCUGUCUUUGUGGAGAAAGUGCUGCAGAGAGCUUGUGAUUCAGAAAUCAGGAUUAUCUGCACAAUGUCAGAGUGCCCUAAACAUUUUAUGUACCUGUCUGCAGAAUUCAAGAUGACGGGUACUCUGCACAUUUUGCUGAGAAGUGCAAGAUUCAAUGGAUUGUUUCCAGAGCAAGAGCUGCUUCAGUAAGCUUGGGAGAAGACUGCAAACAUCACCAAACAAAAUGUCCAAAUCGGCACGAUCCCAGAGCUUGCCGCGAUCCCCAAAAACACCAAAAGUUAGACAUGAAGGAUUUUUUGCCAGACUGAAACGGAGGCUGCGAAUCAGCAGCAAGAAAAGCUACAGUGUAGGCGAGUCGGAUGGGAUUGUUUCGACUGAACAGUAUGUGCCACGCUCCUCGAGGGCGUUCAGCGAAGGGCAAGUAAUGGAUCCUAUAUCAUACAGUGAAAUGGGGCACAAUCUAGCAUGCUCAUUGGAGGGAUCAAAUCCAAAUGAAAGCUCCAUUGUGCGCGUGCGCGCAGAAUCACAAAAGAGCACACUAGAGAAUGGGCUUUCCCCCAAAAUAUUUUCUUCCAGCCAAGAAGAACUUGGCAGCAAUGCAUUCAUCUUGUCAGAAGAACAUGCUGUAGAUCUGGAUGAUGUCUUCAUCGCAAACAAUUCCCCGUUAUCAGACGGAGAAAUUCCGGAGAUCAUGGAAGAGCCAGGAUACGAAACUUUGGAUAACAUUCAGAAACAAAUAAAGGACAAAAAGGCAGAAAACGCCCUGGCUGGGAAUUCAUUUGAAAAUGGUGGCAUAGCUGUCAAGACUGAUUUCCAAAGAGGCGAAGAUGCAGGAAACAUUCGAGGUCAAAUGUCAAAGACAAGCUUAGACAGUGGGUUGGGCAGUCCAGAGCAGGGGACGCAGAGCCCGAACUUGGAGAGUGAAGGUGAAUGCCCUGAGUCUGUCCCAUGUAGGGAUGGUGAUGUCAAAGUUGGCACACAAAUGGUUCGAAGUUUUCACACAGUUCACGGGGCACCUGAUGUGAAUGUCUCACACAUCAGUGAGGAUGAUAUUUAUGCAAAUGCUCAAAUACCUAUACGAAAAAAAUCUGUGAAAAAAUCUCAAAGUGAGCCAGACAAUGUUGUGAGUGAUAGGGGAGACAGUGAAGCUGUCAGUCAACUGUCUGGCUCUGCUCCCAGUGAUAGAGACUCUACCAUGCCACCACCAUUACCUGAGAGGUGUUAUUCUCUGUACAUGGAUGACAGCGUGAAUUCUUUGGUUCCCGCUCCCCAGGAGCAACUUGGGUUAGUCAGUAGCACAAGCAUUCCUCCCCCACUGCCUGAUAGAAAAUACUCCACAUCUGAUCUGGUGGGGAUGGAAAGCUUAGGGACAGAACAUAAUGACAUCGACAAGCUUGGUGACAACAGAAACAAGAUUUGUGAUCGGGUUAUUGCAGAAAAGGCAGCGUCAAGUGUAACAGUAAGUGGAUCAAACGGGGCCCUGAGCCAUGGGUGUGAUGGGGGAGAGGAUAAAACAGCUCAUGAUGCAUCAAAAGAUAGGGGUGUACCAGGAAAUAACACCUGCCAGUUGGAUAAAUCUAAGUGCAGUAGUACUUCUGAUGUUAAGGGAAGUCUGCCUGUAGAGAGCACAAGCUCUGGUGGUACUUUGUCCAAGGUGGGUGUGACAGGUAACUGUAGUGGCUCGAACCUGUCCAGAAAGCUGCGUGCGGUCAGCAGACGAAGCGAUAAAACUGUUGUGGAAGUUUCUUUUGGGGCUGUCAAACUGAGAGAGGAAGUGGAUGGGCCUGGCGUGUUGCCCAGCUCAAAAUCUGACAGUGACUCAUCAGUUUGUAAUGGAGGAGGAAAUUCUAAAAAUGUUGGUGUGUUGGGUCAGGCUGGCUCUGCUGACACUGUUGAUUCAGUAAAGGCUGUGUCACAAAGAGCUGAUAUGUCAACUUCCUGCUCUGUCCCAGGUAAUACCGCUAAUGUUCAUGUUGUUAAUGGUGGUAGUGGUGAAAAGCAACAUGUGGUGAUGCCUGUAGAAAGUUCUCCACCCACAAUUCCUUCUGAUUCAGGAUCAUGCGGUGCAUGUGAGAAAAGUGCAGUACAAGAAAGCAGCAAAAUCUCUGAUCCAGACAGUGCCAGUGUGCCUUUGCCAAUGUCAUCAGAUAGUUCGCCUUCAUCUGGUGCUCACGCUGUCCUACCAAGAUCUGUAAUUGGUCAUUGUGUGGCCUUUACGAACACUAAUGUUUCUCAGGAUUCUGGUGUGCCCCAUUCUGUUUUACAAAGAUCAGCUCCCAUCGACCCAAAUUCUGCUUCAAGCAUCUCAAGCAUGACCAAGUCCGGUGUUGCUUCAAGCAUGACAGGGCCCAAUGUCACCACAACAAACUCUGACACCAGCGACAAAAUCACUGACUGUGUGCUGUGGAAUGCAAUCAAUGAAAGCUGCCAGAAUUCAGCCUCUGCCAGUCAGGUGGCAGAACCUGAGGCCAAUCAAACUAAUGCCAAAAGUGCUGAGUCAUUGCCCCGUGAAGGGGCUGCGGAGAUGAUGUGCUGUGGCAAUGUGGACACGGACGAUCUGUAUCGCGAUGAUGAACCCAUCCACAUGUCCCUACAGGAGGUGUUUGGCUUGAGUCCUGUUCUCCCUGAAAAGAACCCUAAGAGGAGGUCACGAAUGCAGAUAGACUCAGAUUCCAUCCUUGCAUUCCAAGAGAGUAUGCAACAGCUUAAGGAGUGUGGCUGGUACUGGGGUCCAUUAAACAGCAUUGAUGCAGAACAUAAACUGGCCAAUAAGCCCAAUGGGUCAUUCCUCGUGCGAGACAGCGCCAAUGAGAAUUACAUCCUCAGUAUUACUUUUAAAUCAUCCGAUAAAGUUCACCACACCAGGAUCGAACAUUUCAAAGGUAAAUUCAGUUUUUGGUCUCAGCCUGAAUCUCACGGGAAGAACACGAUUAAGGAGUUUAUUGACCAAGCCAUGGAGAACUCUCGAAAUGGACAGUUCAGGUAUUUUCUUCGUGCUCAAGGCCCUGGGAUGCCGCCAGUGUCCAUGUACCUGUUGUAUCCUGUGUCCCGAUUCAAAACAAUGCGUUCACUUAUGCACAUGUGCCGCUUCACGAUCUUGCAGAUUGUGCGCCGCGACCACGUGGACUGCUUACCCAUUCCGCUUAGCAUCAAGAAGUAUCUGAAAGAACACCAGUAUUAUGCAGAAAUCAUUGACGAUGAUGCAGAUGACGUUGUUGGUUUUGACCAAAAUGAAAACCACACAACUCGUCUGUGAAACUACAUGUUGGUUUUGACCAAAGUGAAAACCACACAACUCGUCUGUGAAACCACAUGUUGGUUUUGACCAAAGUGAAAACCACACAACUCGUCUGUGAAACCACAUGUUGGUUUUGACCAAAGUGAAAACCACACAACUCGUCUGUGAAACCACAUGUUGGUUUUGACCAAAGUGAAAACCACACAACUCGUCUGUGAAACCACAUGUUGGUUUUGACUAAAAUGAAAACCACACUAUUCAUUUGUAAUGACAUGUAACUUACCAAAUGUGUGAUUGAUAACUCGCCUCUAAGAGCCCUCAACCCAACAGUCAGUUGCCAAGCAGUUUUCUUUACAUUUAACUUAAAAGUCUGAUGGAAUAUCGUAAGGUGAUGAUUUUUGUAUCAAUUUUAUGAUUAUUUGCAAUCUUGUAUUUCCCCUUAUGGCUGCAAGACAUAAUUCCAGUGCUAUUGGAUUGAGGAAUUGCAAUUGUGCUGUAAAUGUCAGUUUAUUCUAAAACAGACUGUUUAAUAUACUGUAUUUCCAUAUACAUGUAGGAUAUGUCAAGUACAUGGUAAUUCCUAAUAUUUCUGCAAUUAAAUACAGUUAUAUGUCACACUCUUUUGAACUGUCAAUUUUAAUGCAUUUUUCGCUCACAAAAAAUUUGCCUAUCAAACAGUGAUGUGCAGGAAAAUUUGAACAAACUUUAUAACCCGCUUUUUAUUUCUGAUAAAAAAUUACAAGAGAUUUUAGUGAGACAAUUUUGUCAAAAUGGUCACGGAGUCUUGCAAGAACAAUCGGCAACCAAAGCCCAUCAACUUGGCAUGUCAGAAACACUUAUGCUUGAUAUUAAAAAUAUCUAAAUUUAGAUAUUUUAAUGAAAUUAGGUCAGCCAAGUAAAGAUUUACUUCAAAUUCAAUUUUCUUUUUGUAAAGAGAAAAGUAUACAGAAACUUAAGCCCAACUGAAAAACACCAUACCAUUCAUAUACCUACAUGAACAUGUUUGUUUUGCGCCCAACCCUUAUGAGUAAGGGGAGAUAAUUUAGCCUCCCUUGUGUGGUUUUGUUCUGAUGAACAGGUUUUUACUAGGAACUUUAUGAAACCAGAAAUGCAUAAUCAAAAGAGCAUUUUGUAAGAAGUCCAGUCUUUCCUUAUAUUGAAACAAAUGAGUUAAAUUGUCAUGCUCCAGCGCUAUUCCCAAAUUACCUUGUAUAUUUUUUUUUGUUUGGGUUGCUCAAUGAUUUGGGAAGUUGUUGUCAUUAUUUAUUGUGAUUUUAUUUGAAGGUGUAUAAAGUUGCAUAUUUUUUUUAAAUUUUUUUUUUAAAGGUUUAUGUCGUAUUAAUAUAUGUUCCAAAGCUAUUUUCAUAGCCAGUGCUUCAAUAAUUGUGUUUGCAACAGUUGUUUAUUGUAUCAGAUUUAGUAUUUAAAAUUAUAAAUUGUGUUCAUUUUCAAACUUAAUAAGAUGUUUUCCAUAUAUAACCUGCAACGGUUUUCAUUGUGUUGUGUGACAAUUUUUUACUCUUUCUUUACUCUUGGCAAGCUUUGAUUUAGAAGUUUGUUUGUAGCCUCUUUCUAGAUCUUUGGCACAUUCCAUUAUGCAAAUCCACAGAACUUAACACACAAAAAAAAAAAAAUGAAGAAAAAACAGAUUUGGAGGUAGACUAAUUCUUAGGCUGUGUUCAGUUGAUUUUGUGGUUCUUUGUAUUUGCCCUUUUGGGUUCACAGAGGUGUGGCUCUACUGUAUGCAUGUUCCAUUGGGGGAUGUUUAAAUUUCUUCCAAAUGGGUUAAAAAAUAUUUAAUGUUUGUUCUUUCCAAAUCACUAUACCAAAUUAAAAUCUGUCUUGAAGAUAGGCCUCCAACUAAUUUAUGUUGUUAUUUAACUUCAAAACUCGCAUUUAGCCAUUUUCAGAAGUCCUCCUAACCGCAGCUUGCUCCGAAAAACACAUCACUUAGAUGGGAGAGUGACUGCAAGGGAGACACUUCGGUGCAGCCCUACUAGUUUCGAGCAGUAAUGGUAUAGCAGUGAUGUUUUGUAAAAUGCUUGUUGUGCUGUGCGUGCUGAAUUGCUGAAUAACCCUGUGCAAGUUCUGGUGACAAGAAGCACAAAAUCAACGGAACAUAGCUUAGCAAAAACAGAGUGUAAUGAUGAGAUGUAGAUUGCAAAUUUUGAAAACAUUUUACUUUUUUAUAAUCUUGAUGUAUAAAGUUUGUGCAUUAUGAUAAUUAGCAAUUGUUUGUGUGAGAACAAUUGUAUGGCUGUAUGCAUUGUAUGUAAUUAAUUUUUUUUCUUUUUUAAGUAUCGCAAUAGCCUUAAAUGUAUUUAAUCGCUAGUUUAUUUUUGAAGAGUGUAAAGAAACUUAUGGGAAUUGACCAGAAGUAAUUUUUUUUCUCUUGCGGUGUAACUUUGCUGAAGUCAUGGAAGUUUUGUGCUCAAGCCAUAUGUGGUUUGGUCCAUCAGAUCUCUAUUCUUAGGUGGAAGUUGCCAAUUUUAUCCUGAACACUAAACUUUUCGUAAUUAUGAUAAAAUUGUCAGAAUUGAAAUUUAUUGCUGCUGUAUAAACUGUAGGUAGGUUUGCCAUUAUGUGUUCUUUUUAUAUAUGUAGAUUGUUAAAAUUAUUUUAUUAUUACUAAGUUAUUCAUGUAAUCAGUGAUGUUAUUAAUUAAUUUUGCUAUAUAAAGUAAGCUUUGACUGAAGUAUGUUUUUCUAAUGAUAUGGUGAGGAUGACCUAAAUUACCUAAAAUUUCGACCCAAAAAGUGCUUUAUCCUGGUGAAUAAGUGUCAUAAGACGUUGCGUCUGGUGCUGAAUCGUUGAAGUAGGAUAUCAUCCUACCUUCCAAUGAAAACUCAUAACUCUUCCUAAAAUUAAUAGAAUAUGUUAGAAUGUGGAAAACUUUUCGUCAUGGACGAAAUUUUAGGUCAUUUAUAGCUCAUUCACAUGACCAGAAUUUGUAAAAAUUGUAAAAAUGCGUACGUUCACAUUACCAUAUAGCCAAGCCGGUUUUAAACCAGUGUAGGGAUUUGCCUGUUCACAUGGUCACAUUUAAGCCCGUCUGGUAAUGACGACAUCAUCCUGACCUCCACGUACCCGGGGCAUUUAAUUCGGUUACUGUUCACACGGUACAGACAAACCCACUCAAGCCCUGAAACUAGCUUGAAACUAAACGUCACCGGCUGGGGCGAAUGAACCGAAUUAAAUCCCCCCACUUUGUGUUCACAUGGGCGACGUCAAAGUCAUUCGCAAGUUAAACGAGCUUAAUUUUUCCCAUGAGAGCGGGUAUUAGAGUAAAUUCUGGGUCCACACAAGACUUUUCUUUUCGGCAUUUUUUUUGGACCUAGACAUUGGUGUUUGUGCAGUGAACUCCAGUGUCUGUAGCAUGAUGCUGCAGUGAGGCAGUGCUAAAACUGUAAUCAUGACAACAUUAAGAAGUUUUUUUUUUUUUUCACAAAUCGUCAGAAAAGACGUCCAUUUUGAUAUUGGUACCUGUGUAAUAUUUCCAACAUUCAGAAGUAUGUUUUCAGUAAAUCUUUGAUGGAUUUACAAAUGUUUCAUGACACUAGUACACCAUACGCUUAUGAAUAUCUGUAUUUACACAAUAUACAUACAAACAAGCCAAAGACAAAGCUGAUAGAUUUACAGAAUAGGUUGUUUCCACGAUAAAAAUAUAAACUAAAGCAUAAAGGGGUAAAAAUUGAUGAUUUACAGAUCUGUUAAAAAGUCAAUGAAGGAAUCUCAGAGCAUGGGUAAAAAAAAAAUGGAUAUUUUCCUCCCUCCACUGAUUGAGGUCUCCACAGAUUAUUUGAUGACUGAAAGGGUAAGGAGGCAUCUGAAAGGCGAUGCGGUAGUCAAGUGCAUAAAACGUCUCCCGGUUGAGGGAUCUCU
Liolophura sinensis is the source of this 7381-nucleotide messenger RNA. RefSeq lists its product as uncharacterized. Gene Ontology annotation, cellular component: phosphatidylinositol 3-kinase complex. The transcript is spliced from 6 exons. The coding region runs from base 416 to 3517 and encodes 1033 amino acids. Gene Ontology annotation, molecular function: 1-phosphatidylinositol-3-kinase regulator activity. The record is from RefSeq and is a predicted model, not a curated record. Gene Ontology annotation, biological process: intracellular signal transduction; phosphatidylinositol phosphate biosynthetic process. Lineage: Eukaryota; Metazoa; Mollusca; Polyplacophora; Chitonida; Chitonidae.